Messenger RNA from Syngnathus typhle (broad-nosed pipefish), 3965 nucleotides. RefSeq names its product ALG13 UDP-N-acetylglucosaminyltransferase subunit (gene alg13). NCBI's taxonomy places the organism in Eukaryota, Metazoa, Chordata, Actinopteri, Syngnathiformes, Syngnathidae. Gene Ontology annotation, molecular function: cysteine-type deubiquitinase activity. Gene Ontology annotation, biological process: protein deubiquitination. The record is from RefSeq and is a predicted model, not a curated record. Bases 821 to 3700 code for a protein of 959 amino acids. The transcript has 24 exons.
AAGGGCGUUCGAGUGCUCUGGUGGUGUGACUUCCGACCUUCGUCGAAUGCAGCAUAUAUCUAUCUAUCUAUAUAUGCAUAUAUAAGUUCAUGUCCGUACCCAACAAGAAAAUGGGAUCGCUCUUCAAUACAGCUUUGCGAAUGGAAUGUUGUUCCGAUGUGCGUUCUUUGGAAAUAUGUGCGUAGAAUGUUCGACGGUUUGUUUAUUGAUUUAAGACUGGAUGCAAUGAGAUUGAAAAUGUGUACCCCUACAUCGUCUAGGUAAAAAGUCUCGACUUGUGUGUCAUUUGUACUCUAGUUUGCGUUUCUGCCUGUAAAAUGUACUGUCUAUUCAUUUUAGCGGCGUGGGUAAAAUAGAGGUGUAAAUUGGCUUUCUGUCCAGUAAAUAACAAUAUAAUUUCUUUAUUUUUGGUGGAAAUGGGCUCCAAACGUAACAUCGCUAGCAAAAAUUUUUUUUUUAAAAAAAAUCGAGAUUUUUAUUUCCCCCUGGCAUGAAUGGGCUCCGCCAUGUGGAGUAAAAUCAAAGUUAAUCGUGAAUUGGGACUUUAAAAAAUGCUUUUUUUGCUGCCCGGUCAAAAUGGAAAAAAGAAGCGACGGCUUUGACGUCUUUCAAUUGUUUUGAUUGGAUUGUCGCAGUUUUGCUCGGGCGGGCGAGGGCGUCCCGUCUCGGGCGUCUCGUCUCGGGCGGUACGUGACGCGACGCGACGCGACGCAGGUGUUUCGGCCCGCGGCUAGUUAGCGCUAAUCAAGUGGCGCCCCAAGCUUUUGGCGCCAUUUGGGCGGCAACGACGACGACGGCGGCAGGCAGUGGUAGUGGCGGCAUGCAAAAAGGCCUCAAAAAGUAUUUCGUCAACAUGGACGACUACCUGGCCAGCCUCGGCCUCUACCGUAAGAUGGUCGCCAGGGACGCGUCCAGCCUCUUCCGAGCCGUCUCCGAGCAGUUGUACUACUCUCAGAACUACCACCACACCAUUCGUCAGGCAUGUGCUGAUUUCAUGCGGGCCAACGCCUACGUCUUUGAGCCGUUCGUGGAAGGCUCGUUUGACAAGUAUCUGGAGCGCCUGGAGGAUCCUAAGGAGACGGUGGGCCAGGUGGAGAUCAAGGCUCUGUCUCAGCUUUACAGGCGCCGAUUCCUGAUCUACCGUUAUCCCGGCAAAGCCGCCACCGUCAUCUCCGAGGACGACUUUGUGGACAAGGUAACGUUAUCCUGCUCCAUCAACGGGCACUAUGACAUCGUGUACCCCAGGAGUUAUCCCGCCUCCGCCGCCCUCAGCCAGGCCCUGGUGUACGAGCUGCUCUACACCAAGGUGUUUGGUUGUGAGGAGGCGGAGCUUUCUCAGGCCGCCGAAGCCUUCAAGCUCGGAGGUCGUCGCUAUCGGAACAGUCUGUCCGCCUGUAGCGACGUCGAUGUCAGCUACGACGCCCCCGAGGACAGAGCUCACAGGGAGGAGGCGGAGGCAGGUGAGGAGAAGCUCGGAGUGUUGAGCGAGGAUGUCAAGCCGGCGUGCGACGCUCCGCCGCCCGGCAGGCUGUGUCUACCUUACAAGGUGCUGAAGUCACUGGACGGCGACGUUUACCGAAACGUGGAGUUUGACGUCUGGCAGGACAGCUGCAAAGAAAUGCAGAAGAUGGACUACAUGGUGUUUGCCGGCCGACAGUACUUCCUGGGGGACAAAUGUCAGGUGCGUCUGGAGCCCAAAGGGAAGUACUUUAACGCCUUUAUCCAGGAAGUGGGAACGCACUCGGCCGCUGUCACCGUCUUCAUCGAAGAGCUGGGAGAGAAACAUUUGGUUCCCGUGACUGAUGUGAAAGCUGUCAAUCCGGUUCCAGCCUGGAACGCGUCGGUUCCGCCCCGCAAAGGCGACCCAGACGGCGAUGGGGGGCGAGGUCACCAGAGGCAUCAGCGCCAUCGAUAUUUCAGGAAGUCUCGAGGGGGUGUCCUCGUCAAGGGGACGGACCCGGCGGUGCCCCCGACCUCCUCCUACGGUGGUUCUGCCACCGGGCCGCUCCCGCCGCGCUUCCAGCCCGUGGGCCGGCCCCCGCCUCCGUCGGCCGGCGCCGUGCCCUUCGACCCCUACGCUCCCCCGCACCCCCCCCCCCACCAUCAGCAGCAGCAUGGCCAAACCUUCGUCGGCGCCAGAGCUUCUAGAUACGGCGCCGCCAGCUUGAGCCGUGUGGUGAACCGCCACCUGGUGGGUCCUCAUCUGACCUACUACCCGCCCAGCAGGCGUUACUACGAUUACGACAGCUACGCUUUCAGGUCUCGUCGCAGUCGUCGUCAUCUGGCAGCGGCGGCGCUCGCCAAAGGGUGUCCCUACUUCAACGAAGACGACGCGGCCGAGCCGUCGACGGAGAUGGACGGCGCCGUGGCAUACUACCGCGUGGAUGACUCCAACCAUGAUAUUUUUGCCACGCUCACUACGAGCGCUUCGGUGCCGCAACCGCAGAGUGUGGUGGCUCCUCCCCCUCCCUCAAGCGCCUCCUAUCGCCUCCAGAGAGGCUCAGGGGGGCCACUCCAACUUAGCCCAUCGGCAGGGGGCGCCCUCACGUGUUCGUCAGAGGAAGAGCAGGACGCUGACGCUGUCCAACGCGACCGGGCUGAGCUGACCCGCGACUUCGGGGACGACUUCAUGUUGGCGUGUCAGGACGGGUCGCGCGGCGCGUCGUCGCCUUGGCCUCGCUCGCAGGAAGUUGACGCGACAGAUGGCGGGUACCAGACGCCGAGCGUUUACGCUGACGACGCCGGCGAGAGCCCCGCCGCACAGGACCGGGAGGAAGGAGGCCUCGUCGACUCUCCUCCGAGAGCCGACGAGGGCUACGGCUACACGGUGCAGCAGGCGGUGAAGCCAAUGGUGGUGAUAUCUUCCUCGCCGACUUCCUCCUCUUCCUCUUCGCCCUCAUCUUCGUCCCGCGUGGCCAGUGCACGUGCGGUGCCGGCACCGCACGUUCAACCUCGAUCGGUUGCCGUGGCGAUCCCAGCUACUGCACCCUGGUUGGUGAAUGAGUUGGGAGAGGGGCUCUGCUCGGUGGUAGCGCCGCCGCCUUCUUACUCCUACGACCCCAACGGUAGCGACCUACCCAGAGACUGUCGCGUCCUUCAGUACUACUACAACCUCGGAGUGCAGUGGUACCAUCAGAGCUGCUGGCAGCAGCAGCAACAACAGCAGCAGCAGCACCAGCAGACGGUGGGGCCCUACUCCCCCGCUUUGUACCCUUCCGACGUGGUCCACACCUACCAGCACUGCCCUCCUUACCUUGGCCAAGAAGCCCCCCCGCACCCUGCCCACCCGUCCUACGCCGAGGCGGGGCGCAGCGGACCGCUGCAGCCUCCGCCCCCUUAUCUGGAAGCCAACGGGACGCUGGAGUGUCAGACGGACGCGCAUGGCCUCGGCCCCGCCCAUUCGUUGGAUGGCUCCUCCCUCAAUGCGCCGCCUUCGGCCCCCGCUUUGUACCCGGACCAGAUGGGCCUCCCCUCUGUCCUGCACCUGCCUUAUGAAGCUCCGCCCCCAGCCACCUACCUGUCAUCCGCCCCGCCCCCUUUGGUACAUUCUGCCCACCACCCUUACCACACACACCACGCCUGUGUGCCUGCGCACUGGGGUGGGCACACCUCGCGGGUCUACUGCCCCGCCCCCACCCCACCCCACAUGGUGGGCUACAUUACAUCUCCACCCACACACUUUAUCCCACCUAGCGCCUGAUGCUUGUGAUAGCCCUGCCUCGCUAGUUAUUCUGGUACCAACGGCAGUGCCUUAAAUUGAUUUGUUUGAAUUGGUUGUUGUGCUAAGCGUCACGACAAAACCGUUGACUUUCCGCUGGCCGCCUGGAGAGAGGUGGGCGUGGCCGGUCCCUCUUUACUGUCGAAGGGAUGUUUUUGUUAUUGCCACAUGGUGUCUGUUUGAUUUUUGUUCACUUGGUUCCAGGUUCAAUAAAGUUUGUCACCAGCAGAGAUAAAAAAACAAACAA